GGCAUCCGUACUUCGAUGACGUCACGGCCAAACAUCCAAACAUGGCGGCCUGAGCGAAUGUGCGGAAAACAACAACAACAACAACAACACCGCAACUAAAGAGUUUACCGUGAAACCGGAACCGGCGGUGACCGUGAACGCGUCCUCUUUCUAGCAUCGACGAUGCGGAGCAGCGGGCGACGCGCGGCGCCGCUCCGGACUUCACUGAGCUGAGGACGAGCGUCUCCGCGCUCAACGACGACGCGCACGAGCGCACGAGCGGCCAGCGGCACGUGGCCGGUGCGGCGGCGUCGACCAUGUGUACAGAUUUGCGGAGUCCGAAGCACGGGGGGUGCAGCAGGUACGCCGGCUGGAACAACGGGGACUCCCCGGGCGACGUGGAACCGACGCAAGACAUUUUCUGGGAUCCCACGUCGCCGACUUCAGCCGCUGCAGGGCUCAGGAACACCAGAUUUGUGGAAAUAUCAGAUAUCGUGAACCGUAUUGCUCCAAAGGAUGUGAAGAGGAAGGCGUCUCCUCUGCUCCAGUGGAUCGGCGACAGCGCCGUCCCGUGCACGCAGGGCGUCCCGAAGCCCAGAGUCAGGAAGAGGUCCUCUCGGCAGAGCAGCGUGGACGACCUCCUCAAGCUCGCCCGGCAGUUUGACGAGAACAUGCAGCAGGACCGGGAGACCUCGGAGCAGCUGGCCGCCGCCGCCGCCGGUGACCGCGCGGACGCUCCCGAACCGCCGGGUGCACGGAUCCCCGGCGACCUAAAGGGCCCCCCAGCGUCCGAUCCGGUGGAGGCGGAGCUACGUGCUAUGUUCGACAGCUCCACCCAGAGGGUCAGCGGCCGGCUCAGCCAGGGCUCGUCGGCGUCGGCACGAUCGCAGGAAGUGAAACGCCACCCUCUGGCCGGACAACCGGAGCUCAAGUCUGAAGGAAAGGGAUCCUGUGGUUUCCAAGCGAACGACUGGGACGACGACUGGGACGACGACGACCUCCUCGAUGACUCCUUUGCGCUGGCGAUGACCGACGACCGCGACCAGCAGCGCGGCGCCCGCCACGAGGCCGCCCUGCAGGGGAACGCGGACCCGUCGGCACAUCCGGGCCCGAAGCCGAGCGCCCUCCAGGAGCUGUGUCCCAAGCCAAAGACUUCCAACCGAAGCACUUUCAAGCUGGAGCCCAACCCUCACUUCCAGCCCGCGAAGGUUCCCGGGUCCAAAUCGACGACGUCUGACCUGAAACCCGCCGCCGCGAAGACCCCGUCCAUCCCGAUCCCCGACAACGCCAAGACCUGCGUGGCGGCGGACAGUUCGGACAGCUUGUGGGACGACGGGGUCGACGACGCGCUGCUCUGCCAGGCGUGCGACCGCGUGGAGCGGACCUCCAACAGUCAGCCGCGGCGAGCGAGCCCGGGCGGCUCCGGAGAGAAGCCGCCGGCUCGCGCGCCCCCGUCGGUGAACGCCGCCGCCGACAGACAGUCGCCGCGCGCCUUCGUUCGCUCUAACUCGCUGCCGGAGGGCGGAGGCAGAGAGACGGGGAACUACCGAGGCUGGGACGUUCCCAUGAAAGGUGGCGACCGCCAGUCGGCGAUGUCCCAGAGCCUCCCGGGGGGCCGCGUGAGUCUGGGCUCCUUCAACCGGUGCAGGGACGCCGGUGUGGACCUGCAGCCGAACUACACGGCCCAUCAGCCGGCCUUCAAGAGGAACGUGUCCGACCCGGCAGCUGUAAGCAGCAAAGUGUUCGUCACCAGCCAGAUGACGUCCAAAUGCUCCGCCGCCGAGAUCGGGAGGAAGAAGCAGGAGGCUUUGGCCAGGAGGCGACUGCGGAUGCAGAAACCGUAGAAGGAGCUCGGCCCCCCGACUCAAAUGCACCUUUUAAAAAAACAACAUCAUCAUCAUCAUCAUCAUCAUCAUCAUCACGUUACCCACCACAGUAUUAGACGUGUCUUUGGUUCACGAGUCUCAGAUGCUGUAUGUUCAUGUUUUCAAAUCCUACUUUCGUGCACUGAGUUUGAACAUUUCCCAGUUUUUCCAGCGUCGUCAUUUCCGCUCUGCACAUAUUUUGCAUUAACGUGUUUUUGUUUGUUUAAAAGCAGCAAAUAGUUCCCUCUGUGUUCUCUACUGAGUGUUUGUGAUGAUUAUGUGGCUGCACCUACUGACGCGUACGUCACGUAUUUAGUCCUGUGAUCAAGAGAGCGUUGCUUUAGUUAAAUUAAGAGCGUGUUGAACUACAAAAUCAAUGGCUGUAAAUGUUUUGUUCAUAUUUCUUCCUUCUUACUGUUUUUUUUCUAUGUUUUGUUUGCGUCACAUUGUUCAUCCGUCCAGUUUUGCACAAGUGUCCCGUUUUAAAGACGCUGGAAUAAAAACGUUCUCCUAAGUUAUCCGUCAUGAACAUCUCAGACUGAAUAAACUGCUCCAAACGCAGAUUAAA
Messenger RNA from Cyclopterus lumpus (lumpfish), 2412 nucleotides. RefSeq lists its product as uncharacterized. Bases 297 to 1823 code for a protein of 508 amino acids. The record is from RefSeq and is a predicted model, not a curated record. The transcript is spliced from 6 exons. NCBI's taxonomy places the organism in Eukaryota, Metazoa, Chordata, Actinopteri, Perciformes, Cyclopteridae.